Aspergillus nidulans FGSC A4 is the source of this 978-nucleotide messenger RNA. RefSeq lists its product as uncharacterized. Gene Ontology annotation, molecular function: transmembrane transporter activity. Lineage: Eukaryota; Fungi; Ascomycota; Eurotiomycetes; Eurotiales; Aspergillaceae. The transcript is spliced from 6 exons. Gene Ontology annotation, cellular component: membrane. The record is from RefSeq and is a predicted model, not a curated record. Bases 1 to 978 code for a protein of 325 amino acids. Gene Ontology annotation, biological process: transmembrane transport.
AUGGAUGGGCAUGAGGCCAUAAAGCAGAAGUCUUCCACAGCUAUUGCUACUGGUGACAUCCUUCGCAGCGAGAAUGCACUCGCAAGCCCCCUCAGUGAGGAUGAGAAACGAAAUGAAAAGAAACUUGUUCUAAAGAUUGACCUCUUGAUACUUCCCAUGAUUGCCUUCUCCUUUUACCUUAGCAUUAUAGACCGGGGUAAUUAUGGCGCCGCUCGGCUUCAGCAUCUAGAAAGCGAUGUUCAUAUGUCGGGGUCCGAAUUCCAGGCGGCAUUGAGCAUUUUCUACGUGGGCACCAUCCUGUUUGGGGUACCAUCAAAUAUGCUGCUCAACCAUUUUGGCCGGCAAUCAUUGCACAUCGGCCUUGCCGUUCUCUUUUGGGGAACGGUCACGAGCUGCACGGCUGCAGUCAACAAUUUUGAGUGGAUGAUGGCUUGCAGGACCAUUCUAGGCAUUGCUGAUAAAGGCUCCUCUAUGUGCGGGAAUCCUAUUCUACCUCUCAAAAUGGUAAAGAAAAUAGAGCUUUCCUUCCGCAUUUCUAUAUGUCUGUCUGCGGGACUAGUGGCAGCUGCCAGCGGUCCAUUGAUAGCCGCGGGUAUCUUGAACGGUUUAGAUGGCCUUCGAGGGCUUUCCGCAUGGCGAUGGCUUUAUUUGAUUGAGGGUAUAGCAUCGAUAUGUGCAGGGCUUGCGCUUGUCGCAUUUCUCCCUGACUACCCACACACCUGGGCUGCCCUCACGCCCCAUAUGAGAGAAACGAAUCUCACUAACGAAUAUCGCAGCUAUUCGGCGUCUAACAUUAGACGCCCAGAAACUAACCUCGACGGCGCCAAAAUAUUAGCAUUGGACGGCGUCAAGCUAGCAUUACGUGAUGAGAAGUUGUACAUCCUGACCUUCCUGCAGCUAUGCACUAUCAUCUGUAUCGAAAGUCAGAGCUUCUAUCCCACAAUGACGGCCACGCUGGGAUACAGCCAUGUCAUCUGA